GGAUGCCGUUUAAUCUACUGAAACGUUUCUGGUUGAAGAAGUGAACAAAAAAUUAAAUCUGAGCCUCUCUGUGUAUUCGAAACAAUUGUGGCAAACGGUCGUUUAGUAAAUCGAUUUUCUCGGUACGAAAGUCAGUAAAAAUUUUAAUCAGUGUGUGAACUAAAUCACUCGCGCCGUCGAUCAUUCUUCGAACAUUCUUAGCAAUUCAAAUCAAUCGGUUUGUCGUCGAAAAUGCGAGCGAAAAUGCAAACUACUCGAUGGAAUAUUAAACGAAUAUCGCUCUUGUGCAUUGCUGUGCUGGGACUGUACAUGAUAUUUUCUGCCAGCAAUAACAAAUAUGAAGUGGACGCGAUUAUAAAGUAUACGAAACCGGACAAAGUAUGGGAAUUUGUGGCUGAUUUUUCGAAAAUGAAAUUACUUAAUCCGACUAUCGUCGAUUUCACAAUAACAUCUGAUUCAGGACACAUUCACCAUUGGAAGUAUUCAGUUAUGUACCGCGAACGACUCUCACAUUGGCCGUACUGGCUAAACGUAGCCAAUGCCGACUUUGCUGUGAAGAAACUGGAUCGACCUGCUAAAGGACCGUUGUAUACAAUCGAAUCAAAUCAUUCCACAUGCUUCUUAGGCGGCUUGUAUUGCCUUUACUCCAGAGGCGAAUUUCGAUUUACCCACCACAAGGACAUUCAUACGCAUUGUGUGGAAUCCGUUCGGUACCAGUGUCCACCAUUUCUGGGACGGUUUUGUCGGGCUGAAGUUGAAUUUCAACGCAAGGCGAUAAUGAAGAAUUUGACAAUGCAAUUUCCACCGAAAUUGUGAUGACGUUUUUGGGAGAAAAUAAGGAAAUAAAAAAACGAGAAAUUUAUUAACAAAACGACAAUUUUAAUAAAGAAAAACAUUUUUUU
Molecule: messenger RNA, 902 nt
Organism: Bradysia coprophila
Lineage: Eukaryota; Metazoa; Arthropoda; Insecta; Diptera; Sciaridae
Source: RefSeq, a predicted model, not a curated record